This is a messenger RNA of Hevea brasiliensis (rubber tree), 1478 nucleotides long. RefSeq names its product pentatricopeptide repeat-containing protein At4g21190. Gene Ontology annotation, molecular function: protein binding. The transcript has 5 exons. Lineage: Eukaryota; Viridiplantae; Streptophyta; Magnoliopsida; Malpighiales; Euphorbiaceae. The coding region runs from base 331 to 1182 and encodes 283 amino acids. The record is from RefSeq and is a predicted model, not a curated record.
AAACAAAAGGCGAGCAAAUAAAGAGGGAAGGGAAAGGUGAAGAAAAAAGAAAGGAAAAAUCUUCCAUAGAAACAAACCUAGUGUUGGGUCUCAAGUCUCAACAAUCCAUCGUCUCUGCUCCAAAGAUCUUGCCUGUAAUUCAGCGUCUCUCUUUAUUACGAAGAAAGAUAUUUGGCUUUGGUUAUUAAUUGAUGCUAUGAGCGAAAUUUAUUGCCAUUUUUGCGAAUUAGGUUUACAUUGAAAUGCUAAGCAGAAUGGCUUUGUUGAGAUUUGGCGAAGGAACUGCUGUUUGACGGAGCUAAUGAAGUUCUUCUUUGAUGCUUUUUCAGCAUGCUUUGUUUGAGACCUCCUCUGCCAAUCAUCUCAAGUAGAUUGGAAGUGACAAAAUUUUCCAAGGAUACUAGCAGUCUGGUGGUAUGCGCUUUAAAAGGUCCACGACAAAGAUAUCCUCGGGUAUGGAAAUCGAAAAAGAGAAUUGGGACAAUCUCCAAAUCAGCCAAGCUUGUUGAUUGCAUAAAGGGGUUGUCAAAUGUCAAGGAGGAAGUGUAUGGGGCACUUGAUUCCUUUGUUGCUUGGGAAUUGGAGUUCCCUCUAGUUGCUGUUAAGAAAGCAUUGAAGACUCUUGAGAAUGAACAGGAAUGGAAGAGGAUAAUUCAGGUAAUAAAGUGGAUGCUGAGCAAAGGCCAAGGACAGACAAUGGGAACAUACUUCACGUUACUCAAUGCUUUAGCAGAGGAUGGGAGGCUUGAUGAAGCUGAAGAGCUUUGGACAAAAUUAUUUUCAGACAACUUAGAAAGCAUGCCGCGCAUUUUCUUUAAUAAAAUGAUUGCUAUUUAUUACAAGAGGGAUAUGCAUGAGAAGAUGUUCGAGAUAUUUGCUGACAUGGAGGAGCUCGGUGUCCAACCAAAUGUUGCCAUUGUUAAUAUGAUGGGAAGUGCAUUCAAGAAGCUGGGUAUGCUGGACAAAUACGACAAAUUAAAGAAGAAAUAUCCACCACCGAAAUGGGAAUAUCGGUACAUCAAAGGAAAGCGUGUUAGGAUUCGAGCAAAGAAUGUUGAUGAAUUGGAUGCAGCUAAUGAAGAUGUAAACAGGGAUAAGGAAAUUUCCCCCAUUUCAAAUGAAUCGGAUGAAGAAGUGGAUACAAGCGUGCAUGAAGUUAAUGUUGAAGCUACGUGUUCUUGAGCUGUUAGAAGCUUGCCAUUAUUAAUUUGCAUCCUCCUUAUCCACCAGGAUUUAGGUAAAUUUACGGAGAACACAAUCGGGCAUCAAGGGUCGAAAGAGUUCCAUUUAUAUUCUUUCAAUGUGAGAUGAGUAGAUUGUAAACCCUCGCUGGUCUCUAAAGAAACAUGUUUUGUAACGAGUGCGAGGAGUUAAAUUAUGCCGUUCCAUCCUUUAUCUACGAGAAAUUUAGUUGUAUUUGCCUUUUUGAAAAAAACAAAAAUCUAAUUUGCAUAUAAAAAUAUGAAUUUUGAUUUUAA